AGGAACAACGACAUCAAGGGUCUCGACUUCCACGCCACAUACGCUACGUAUGAUCUUCAGUACCUCGUGCCUUCUUUCAGGCAGUAAAUCCCUCGUGACUCCCCACUCCAUCUUAUUUCUCUCUUGAUAAAAUAUUUCAUCAUCCCCUGACCCCUGUUACGUGAAUUAAGAUCGCGUCUACACCGAACGGGUUACAUAAAGUACAGGUACCUAAGGUAUAUAAACUUCAGCAUUACCUAGCAUACUUAAACUUCCCCCGUCCCUAGUGUCCCGAACGACAGCAACCCACACCCUCCUAUCCGUGCGAUACGUAGUAUUCGCCGAUUUAUAAAAUCGAACGGCGCAACAAUACCUUCGCAAUGGGUCGCUUCACUAUCCACAAGCCCGAGCAGGACGCCGGCAAGGCGUGGCCUGCCAUCGCCAUCGGUCUAUUCGUAGCAUUCGGUGGCAUUCUAUUCGGGUAUGUUUAGCAACAUCCUCAGGGCGUGUGAUAGUUCGCAUUGUUCUCCUUUGCGCUAACUUCCAAUCUUAGUUACGACACCGGAACCAUUAGCGGUAUUCUAGCUAUGGACUUCUUCCAAAACCUCUUCUCAACCGGUUACGUCAACACUCACGGCCAUCUGGACGUCUCGCCCUCCCAAUCCUCCGCCAUCGUGUCGAUUCUCUCUGCGGGCACUUUCUUCGGAGCUUUAGGAUCGCCGCUCAUCGCCGAUACUAUAGGUCGCCGCCUAUCGCUCAUCGUCUCUUCAUGGGUCUUCAUUUUCGGCGUCAUACUCCAGACCGCUGCUACGGCCCUACCUCUGUUCCUGGCCGGUCGUUUCUUUGCCGGCUUCGGCGUCGGUCUGAUAUCUGCGCUAAUUCCCUUGUACCAAAGCGAGACGGCACCGCGUUGGAUUCGAGGUGCCAUCGUAGGCGCGUACCAGUUUGCCAUCACGAUCGGUCUACUCCUCGCCGCAGUCGUAGACUACGCCACGCAGUACCGCCAGGAUACCGGCUCGUACCGCAUCCCUAUCGCCGUGCAGUUCGCCUGGGCCAUCAUCCUCAUUGCCGGGAUGCUUCUGCUACCGGAGACUCCCCGGUACUUGGUCAAGAAAGGACAGCAGGAUAAGGCUGCCCGUUCUCUUGGCAAGCUCCGAAGGAUCGAUCGCAACCAUGCCGCUAUCCAUGAUGAGUUAGCCGAGAUUAAGGCGAACAAUGAUUACGAGCUGAGCAUCGGAACGGCCACUUAUCUUGACUGCUUCCGCGGUCCCAUGCUAAAGCGACUUCUCACCGGUAUGGGAAUACAGGGGCUUCAGCAGCUAACAGGUGUCAACUUUGUGUUCUACUACGGCGUAAAUUAUUUCAAGAACUCGGGCAUCCAAGAUCCAUUCACGAUCCAAGUAAUCACGUCUUGCAUUAACGUCUUCUCAACUCUCCCUGGUCUGUGGGCUGUGGACAGGCUUGGUCGUCGCCCGCUUCUCUUAUGGGGCGCAGUCGGAAUGUGUAUCAGCCAAUUCCUCGUGGCCAUGCUCGGCACCCUGACGACGGGGCAAGACGAGGCAGGUAAUGUCGUGGUCUAUAACGUCGCGGCGCAGAAGGCCGGUAUCGCCUUUAUUUGUAUCUACAUCUUCUUCUUUGCCAGUACCUGGGGGCCUCUUGCGUGGGUAGUGACGGGCGAGAUUUUCCCCCUAAAGAUGCGAGCCAAGUGCCUCAGCAUGACUACCGCCACUAACUGGCUCCUGAACUGGGCGAUAGCCUACGCGACCCCGUAUCUCGUCAACUACGGCGAGGGUUACGCCAACCUGCAGUCCAAGAUCUUCUUCGUGUGGUUCGGCGCUUGUUUCAUCUGCAUCGCCUUCGUGUACUUCCUCGUAUACGAAACCAAGGGGUGGUCGCUUGAAGAGGUCGACGAGCUAUAUAGCGAAGUGAGCAGUGCGCGCAAGAGUGCUGCGUGGACCCCGAGCUCUACAUUUUCGCAGCGACAGGGUGUCACCACGACGGCUGUUGAUAGUACUGCAACUAAUGGGCAAGCCGAAAAGUUAGCCGAGAGUGAAGGACACACCGGCGUUUCGCAUCAUGACGAAAAAUCCGUAGUAUAAAAUUAGUGGCACUCUUAGCUUUAUCUAUUUAAUAUUCGUCUGACUUUGGCAUGUACUUCAAAACACGUCGUUUUCCAGAUAUCUCCUGAGCUAGUCUUAGCAAGGGGAUUUGCUCAAGGGUCGUGAGAAAGCAUGUAUUUUAUGAACUGAGUACUAACCAG
This is a messenger RNA of Daldinia loculata, 2239 nucleotides long. Its product is annotated as hexose transporter. Bases 567 to 2078 code for a protein of 503 amino acids. The transcript is spliced from 6 exons. The record is from RefSeq and is a predicted model, not a curated record. Gene Ontology annotation, cellular component: membrane. Lineage: Eukaryota; Fungi; Ascomycota; Sordariomycetes; Xylariales; Hypoxylaceae. Gene Ontology annotation, molecular function: carbohydrate:proton symporter activity. Gene Ontology annotation, biological process: transmembrane transport; carbohydrate transport.